Beta vulgaris subsp. vulgaris (sugar beet) is the source of this 1997-nucleotide messenger RNA. Its product is annotated as RNA demethylase ALKBH9B. Gene Ontology annotation, biological process: mRNA catabolic process. The transcript is spliced from 6 exons. Lineage: Eukaryota; Viridiplantae; Streptophyta; Magnoliopsida; Caryophyllales; Amaranthaceae. The coding region runs from base 129 to 1724 and encodes 531 amino acids. Gene Ontology annotation, molecular function: mRNA binding; carbon-sulfur lyase activity; demethylase activity. The record is from RefSeq and is a predicted model, not a curated record.
CCUACUUAAGAUUUAUCAAACCUCAUAAAAGAAAAACGUAGUAGCUAAAAUUCCUCCCAAUUGACUUAGACAACCAAGUUAAACUCAUCCAACAUUUCUCUUUCUCUCUCCUCUAGUCCUCUGCUCUAAUGGAGUCUAAACCAGACACAAACUUAAUAACACACAAAGGAGGCUGCCAUUGCAAGAGAGUAAGAUGGAAAGUUGAAGCACCCAAGUCUUUAAUUGCAUGGAAUUGCAAUUGUUCCACUUGUUCUAUGAGAGGUAACACUCACUUCAUCGUCCCAUCAAAUCAAUUUCAUUUAAUUUCUGGAGAAUCAAAUAUUACAACUUACACUUUUGGUACUCAUACUGCUAAACAUACUUUCUGUAAUGUGUGCGGCAUCACCUCGUUUUACACGCCUCGAUCUAACCCAGAUGGUGUUGCUGUUACUCUCGCUUGUCUUGAUCCUGGAACCUUAACUCAUGUUGAGAUUAGGAGAUUUGAUGGUGUUAGUUGGGAAGAUUCUUAUUCUCAAACUGGGAUUUCUGCUUGCUCCAAGGUUCAAUCUUCAAAGAACACUGUCAAAGGAUCCAGUACACUAUCUUCACCUGUUUACAGUAACCGACGACAACAUAGCAAUCUGGAGAAAACUCCUCUAAGUACAGAAUCUGUCCAGUCAGUUAGACAAGAGACAAAGACCCCACAACUACGCGAUCUUUUCAGUAAGCUUGACUUGUCCCCGAGUGAGGCGAACCAUAGGCCUUCAUCAUCUACUAUUGUUAAUGGAUCGACAGACGAUGAGGAGUGGAACAGGUGUGCACAGGUUAAGAGGAAAAAGGACUUUGUGCAUUAUGAGAAAGUUGAUGGGAGAAAGAUGAAUGUGGUUCAAGGAUUGGAGCUUCACGCUGGGGUGUUUAGUGCUGAAGAACAGAAGAAAAUUGUUGAAUCUGUUUAUGAAUUUCAAAGGAUGGGACAGAAACGGCAGCUUAUGGAACGUACUUACUCUGAACCGAAGAAGUGGAUGCGUGGGAAAGGGCGUGUCACCAUUCAAUUUGGUUGCUGUUACAAUUAUACAGUGGACAAGGAUGGGAAUCCUCCAGGGAUAAUUAGGGAUGAGGAAGUUGAUCCCUUGCCUCCCAUAUUCAAACAGAUGAUUAGAAGGAUGGUGAGGUGGCAUGUCCUGCCUCCCACAUGUGUCCCCAACAGUUGCAUAGUGAAUAUUUAUGACGAAGGCGAUUGCAUCCCUCCUCACAUCGAUCACCAUGACUUUAUCCGGCCAUUUUGUACCGUCUCUUUUCUGGCAGAGUGUAAUAUUCUCUUCGGUUCAAGUCUCAAGAUCGUAAGCCCUGGAGAAUUUUCUGGUCCUGUCUCUAUCCCCCUCCCAACUGGAUCUGUUCUUGUUCUGAAGGGUAAUGGAGCUGAUGUUGCUAAGCACUGUGUUCCUGCCGUCCCAGCAAAAAGGAUUUCAGUCACAUUUAGGAGGAUGGAUAAUAGCAAAAUUCCGUACCAAUUCUCUCCUGAUCCUGAUUUGCUGAACUUAAAGCCUCUUGUUCGAUCACCUUCGCCCAAAGUAGGUACGGCAGUCCAACUUCAACAUCAAGAGAAAAAAAUUAAUGGUGAAGCAAAUAAAUCGAAUCCACUAGACAUAAUUGGCAAAUCAAAUGCCAAAGAAACAGUUAACUCGUUCGCUCUCCAAACAGACGACUUCCCCCCACUCGGUGGCAGAAAAUUGAGAAACCGUUGAAUCAGUCUGUCUGCAAUUUGAGUCACAUUUUUUUUUUUUACAAUCUUUCAAAUGUUAUACGAUGUAUGUUUUAUUCUUUUCUUAUGAUGGUUUCAGAUUGCCAUUUUUCCCAUUUAUAUAGUAGAUAUUCUUUUUGAUGUACCAAUGUCUUUGUUAAGGUGAUAUAAAUUGUAAGAAUAAUAUCGGUGUUGUGUUGAAUAUUUGUCACAACAAAGAAUGUAGUAUCUAACAUAAUAACGCAUUGUUUGAUUGAGAGGUACAUUUAUUUCUUCA